CAUAAUGGGAUGUCCCGAGUGCAUAUAAAGGGGCUGCAGCUACACCGCCGCCACACUGUGCGCUACGGAAGCGAGUUACUGACGUGUGUGGGCGGUGCUUUCGGGACAUCAGCGAUACCGCAACAUGGCCGCCAACGAUUACCCACAACAAGCCAGCCAAGGGUAUGGGGCAUACCCCUCCCAAGCAGGCCAGGGGGGUUAUAGUCAGCAGCAGGGCAGCCAGCAAGGUUACACUGGCUACAGCCAAUCUGCAGGUGGCUCCUCGUAUGGACAGAGUGGCUACAGUGCUUCGUAUGGUCAAGACCAGAGCUCUGGAUAUAGUUCUCAGUCAACUCCACAAGGGUAUGGGUCUAGUGCUUAUGGAAAUUCCCAAUCCUCUACGUCCCCUUAUAGCAGUGGGCAGCCACAGCAGCAGUCCCAGUCAUCUUAUUCCAGCUACUCACAGCAGCCUCCAGCCAGUAGCAACACAGGAAGUGGGAGCUCCCAGUCAUCUACCUACCAGCAGCAGCAAAGUGGUGGGUAUGGACAGCAGCCAAGUGGUGGUUAUGGAAGUCAGCAGAGCAGCUAUGGAGGUCAACAGCAGUCCAGCUAUGGGAGCCAACAGGGUCAGGGUAGUUACGGCAGUCAGCAGCAGCCAAGCUCUUAUGGACAGCAGCAGUCAAGCUACAACCAACCUCAGAGCUAUGGCCAGCAACAAACACCGUAUAGUGGUGGAGGAGCUGGUGGUUAUAAUCAGGACUCUCCUUCCGCGGGCAGUGGAAGCUAUGGUGGUGGAUCUGAUCAGGGUGGCUAUGGAGGACAAGACAGCAGAGGCAGGGGACGUGGAGGAUUUGGAGGGCGAGCAGGAGCUGGUGGAGGUGGCUUUGACAGCCGUGGAAGGGGCAGCCGUGGUGGUAGAGGAGGCAUGGGCGGUGGUGAACGGGGAGGAUUCAGUAAAUUUGGUGGACCACAUGAAGGUGGAGGACCCCCCAGACAUGAGAUGGAUGAACAAGACAACUCCGACAACAACACAAUCUUUGUGCAAGGCCUUGGAGAGAAUGUUACAGUUGAGUCGGUUGCCGACUACUUCAAGCAGAUAGGAAUCAUCAAGAUUAACAAGAAGACUGGCCAGCCUAUGAUUAAUCUCUAUACAGAUCGUGAAACUGGCAAACUGAAAGGAGAAGCUACAGUUUCCUUUGAUGACCCACCAUCUGCCAAGGCCGCUAUUGAUUGGUUUGAUGGCAAAGAGUUCUCUGGCAAUCCGAUUAAAGUGUCAUUUGCUACAAGAAGAGCAGAUUUUAAUAGCCGAGGUGGUGGCAAUGGAAGAGGCAGAGGACGUGGUGGACCCAUGGGACGUGGCGGAUUUGGUGGCCCCCCUGGAGGAAGCAGCAGCCGGGGAGGUAGUGGUGGAUACCCAAGUGGUGGAGGAGGCCAACAGCGAGCUGGAGACUGGAAAUGCCCCAACCCGACUUGUGAGAACAUGAACUUCUCAUGGAGAAAUGAGUGUAACCAGUGUAAGGCUCCUAAGCCUGAAGGCCCUGGUGGUCCAGGGGGCUCCCACAUGGGUGGUGGUUUUGGUGAUGAAAGAAGAGGUGGCCGUGGUGGCUUUGAUCGUGGAGGUUUCAGAGGUAGGGGAGGUGACCGGGGAGGCUUCAGAGGUGGCCGAGGUGGAGAUCGUGGAGGAUAUGGACCAGGGAAAAUGGAUUCCAGGGGAGAUCACAGACAAGACAGAAGGGACAGGCCUUAUUGACCGGGACCACCAUGAUAUUUCUACAGUUUUUUUUUUUUUUCAUGUUUUAUUUUGUAUGUCUGGAUGUGUCCUAUGGAUUCUUUCUGAAUAUAUUGAAUUUGUAUUACCUCCGCUGUGCGCUUGUGCAUUUUAACAGUAUUUGUAAAUUCCUCACCCAUUAAACAAGUUACAUUUUGA
This is a messenger RNA of Xenopus laevis (African clawed frog), 1906 nucleotides long. RefSeq names its product MGC84691 protein (gene fus.L). Bases 125 to 1729 code for a protein of 534 amino acids. The transcript is spliced from 15 exons. NCBI's taxonomy places the organism in Eukaryota, Metazoa, Chordata, Amphibia, Anura, Pipidae. The record is from RefSeq and is a predicted model, not a curated record.